This is a messenger RNA of Anopheles nili, 5010 nucleotides long. It is a transcript of the gene Pep, whose product is annotated as zinc finger protein on ecdysone puffs. The record is from RefSeq and is a predicted model, not a curated record. Gene Ontology annotation, cellular component: nucleus. NCBI's taxonomy places the organism in Eukaryota, Metazoa, Arthropoda, Insecta, Diptera, Culicidae. The transcript has 5 exons. Bases 1 to 2070 code for a protein of 689 amino acids.
AUGGCUUAUCGCAACAAUAACCGUCGCGGUGGAGGUGGCGGAAACAGUGGAGGCAACAUUGGCGGUGGAGGUGGCGGAGGCGGCGGUGGAAGUGGCGGUGGCAACUUCGGUAACAGCUAUGGCAACCGUAUUAAUCCUUGGGAUACGGGUGUAGGCGGCAAUCGUGGGAACAAUGAUGCCUUUACGUUUGCCAACAGUUUGAUUAACAACCUGCUCCGCAAUCAAAACGCUAACCAGGUACCGUCACUACUGGACGGUGUGCAAUCUUCGCGGUUCGAUGAUAUUAAUGGUUAUAAUUUUAUAAGGAACCGAUACGGCAAAAACCGUAACGUAAAUGGACGUGGCAUUCGCAAACCGGAUGCUGUUGCCCGUUCCAAGAACGUACUGGCAAAGAAUUGCAAUAAACCAUCCAAUAAAGAUGCUCUCGCCAAUGCUUGCACAAGUAAUCGAAAUCUUCAGAGCAAUGGCAAUAAAGGGGCGAAAAAGGGUGGCAACCAAUCCGGUGGCCCACCCGGCGGAUCCAAAGAGAAAACCUCAUCCUCAAAGGUAUCACCGUACAUGGAGGUAUCGAACGAUUUUCUUUACUGUCACAUGUGUGACAAACACAUGUACGACGCUACUUCGUUUGAAAACCACAUCACCGGUCGCACACAUCGUGUCAUGAAGGAAAGCAUCGAGGAAAGCUACCGGAUGCGGGCAACAUUGCUGCGCCAGGAAGCACGUAUCGCAGAGCAGCUGAAGACAAUCGAAAUCGACCGUCUAAAGCGCAUGGGAAAGGCGAAAAAUUACUACAAGGUGCGCGAGUACUGCCCCAUGUGUGAGCUUUUCUUCUACGGGCAUAUAAUUGCCCACCGGCGCUCAGAGAAGCAUCUAGAUUUGAAGAAGUUUCUGCACCCCAAGUGUGACGAUUGCGAAUUGGAGUUUCACAAUCGCACCGAGUACGAUGAUCACUUGCUGUCGGUUGUGCACAUGAAAAACUGUAAAUCAAAACCUAGCCGGCUUGAUAUCGAGCGAAAGGCAAAGCAAUUGAUCAUCUGUACCAUGAACGAUGAGCUGCUGGACAUUCGCGAAGAAACGGCACCCAAAAAGAAAAAAGAUAGAGACGCCUUCGGCUCGUUGGGCGGCAAGAAAAUUGAGGCUGAGGGCAGAUCUGCGAGCAAGCAGACGGCGGGCGAAUCGACACCGAGUGCACCCGAAGAAAAUGGAGAAUCCAGCAAAGGGGAUGAUGACGGCGCGAAUAUGGCGGACGCUACGGUGGAAGACAGCGUCGGGAGCAGCGAGUGUGGAAAGAUGCCGGUUGAGGAUGGCGUUGGGGCGGCCCUGGACGACCCGAAGCUCGAUGAAGAAUGCCCGGAGGAUGAGGUGGCGAAGGAGGAAGAAAGUGAAGACUGCAUAUUGGAUUACAAGCCGGGCGAUGAAAUUGCCCCGGAAAUUGACAACAAGUUGCCUCGCUACAAGAAAACUCGCGCGCUAGGGUUAAGCCUGAUCGGCAAACUGGAAUGCGUAGAAUGCCGGAUCUGUCACAAAUAUUUCGACUCUGAGGCCACCGGUGAGGUGCAUGCUCGAACACAUUCGCAUUACCGCGCAUUUAUUCGUUUUCUGAACGAGAAGGCGAUGGAGGUGCGCAUCGCCCAGAAGCGUACGGCGGUGGCGCUGGAGGAGGCUGAAGCAGCCAAGAAAAAGCAGAAGCUGGCUGACGAGAAAAAGUGCGCCGAUGAGCACAACGGCGACCAGGCUAACAAUGGCGAGACCGAGAAAAAGGAUUCGGAGCUUUACGAUCCAUCGGAAGCCACAGAAUCUGGCGAUGCCAGCAUGGCCGAGGACGGCAAGAGUGACGACGGCCAGAACGGAUCAGAGCAAGCGGAACCAAUGGACACGGAAGCAGCGAUGGAUGGCGCCGAUAAGGACAGUGACGGUCCGGUCGCAACAACCGGCAAUGACGACGAAGCUGGCGGACAGGCGGAGGUGGAUUCUGGCAAGGAUGAUUCCAAGGACGAAAAAUCCAAUCCUAAGGGUGGAAAUCGUCGGGGACGGAAUGCUCGAUCAGGACGAUUUUCGGGACGUUAUUAGGCGAUCUCUAGGAACCUUCAAGAGAAUGCAAUGAGCUAGCUAGGGAGAAGCAAGUAUUGAAAAUGGAAAGUUAAUUCUUUGAACCCCGCUACUCGCUAGAUCAAAUGCUAUGUUGCUGCCUCUGAAUGGCAGAUACACAUGUUUCUAACCUCAGAUUUAAAUGAUGCACUCUUUCUCAAAAUUAACAUUGCGCGAUCGUGAAUCGUCGUUCGUACAGCAGGCAUAUGCGAUGGGAAACACACCUAACGAAAUGCACUCUUACGCAAUGGGAGAUCCCAUGCGCCAGUUGAGAGCGCGUAAGUGAUACACGUGAAUUUUUGCCAGCCAUCAUCUUAGGUAUAUAACAUAGUACGUACGAGCGCAUACGGCGCAUGCUCCCGAUGCAUAACGAUAAUCUGAUGUUUGUUCCUGCAAAUAGCGCGUUUUCUUAACACGGUAUCCCUAGCAACCAUGUUACGUACCCCAAAGUAGGCCUCAGGUGUGUCAACCAAACCAAGUGUUUUCGCUACCAGUGGUUGGGUGGUUGGACACCCAAAGCACGCUUACGUAGCAAACACCACAAGGACAGGGUCUAUGUGAACUAAAUGUAAGUGUGUAUAUGUGUGUGUGUGUAUGUAUGUGUGUAGCGCUACUCAAGGAUCAAGGAUCAUCCAUACAGAUCGAUACCAUGCAUAGAUCACUUGCGAAAGGACGCACUGCUUUCACGAACAAGCGAGGUGAGUGGGCAUUUACUAUCGAAUGUUUCGCAAGCAGAAGUAGCAAAACAUUUAGAAUUGACUGAUGCGAGCAGUAUUACGAGCAGAUUCAUUCAAAUUAAAUGUCCGAUCCGAACAGCGAGAUUCGUGCUCUGUUCGUUGUUUAGCGAUGUUCACGUAGUAGCUCUGUGAAUGUUUGAUACCACGCCCAUGUUGAGGUCCUAGUACGAGUGAUACUAAAGUAUAUUCUUUCACUCCGUACUGCUGCUUAUAUAUGUAUUCUGCGCUGAACAGUUCUGCUGAGAGACGAUGUGUUUUUUUUUGUGUAUUUCCACGAAUGGUGCGUCUGCGUGCAUCAUAUAAUAACUGCUUGUUAAUAAUAGUAGCAGGGUUCGCUCGUAGCCUAACCAUGACACAGUAAGCAAAUUCACAGUCUUAGACAAGUCUCUCACAUAAAUGUGCAACCGUUUCUCUUUUCACUCUAGCACCGAGCCAAUUCAUAACCAAUGUAUUGAUAUGUAUGCAUGCAAUUUGAUCCACGUAAGCGUAAAGCUCGAUAAAGGACUGCAUCGGAGGAAAGUAAGAAACGCGCGAAAAGAAGUUCGCAUGUUUGGAAUUGUUGAAGACCGGUUCUCGGUCCGGGAAGCCACUGGUAGCCACUAAUGACAUUUUCCGACGUUUUCUCCCGAGGCCCUGUCUGCGAAUAAAUGUUCAAUCAGCAAUAACGAGGCAUCAGCGACGAGGUGGCGGCAGUAGGAACGUUUUCUAAUAUAUUUAAAAGAUUAUUCCGCAAAGUGGAGUGCGAGCAGUAAACGUUGAAAAUGCGCAACCACACCAAACCGCUUUUAAUUGUGUAGUGCAGCAGACCUACGCGUGGAAAAAGAUGCCGUAUUUCAAGCAAAGCACAAUUUUGUCCUCUUUUCCGCAACAUGUCAUACAUAUAAAGCCCUUGAUGAUGCGAUGUUAUCCGAAUUCCUUCCCGCUUGCGUUUAGCUGUGUAAUAAUCCAAUUGUUUUCCUUUCUCUCACUGUAAUGCACCGAACCGGUACAAAAUCAGUCUACCAGUGAAAGUCCAUACGCAGAACGGCACACUACACGCAGGAGGCACAUAACUGCAGCGCACAUGAAUGCAUGAAAACACAAGAAGCAAAAUAAACAAAAAAAAUAUAACUAUACACAACCCACACACCGCAAACACGAUCAUGAAUCCCUUCAACAGGAAUACAGUAUACAUAGCAAUCCGAGCAUCUGGUCUGGUAUAUCUGGUGCUGUGUAGUGAUUGUUUCGUAGGCAAAUGUAAACGUUCAGCAUAAAAAAUAAUUAUCCAGCAAAGUAAAGGCAACCAUACUGCAACCUUAAUAUUGAACUAAAUUCAUUCACCACGUGCAAAUCCAUGCAAUAAACUACACAAUUUACCACAGUAAUGUAUGUGGCCUUCCGGUAUGCUCCUGAAUGGCUAUUAAUUAGCAUUUAUUGUAUUGAAACAUAGGCGCGUUGAAAUACGCUAACGCUAGCCGUUGCUUAUGGCAAAAGUAAAGCAAGAAGCGGCAUUUUUUUCUCCACAAAAGAGCGACAGCUGCACCUUUGGUGCAUCGGCGGGCUAAGGCUAGAAAUCUCCAACAACCGGAGGGUGUGGUUGGGUCGGGUGCAGAUCGUAAACGUAAGCGACAAUGGCAAUGAAAAAUUCUGAAAUUCAGAACUCCGUUCAAAACGGGCAAAAUGCAAGAUUUACAUAUUAUAUAGUUCGUAAAUGCAAUGAGCAAAAUGCGCCUGUGCGUACAACAAACGCUGCAUAAAAAGGCCCGCUAGCUAUAGUAGCUAAAUUUUGCUAAAAAAAAUCGAGCGUGGGGUCUAAAGAAAGAGUGAGAUUUGAGGAAAAAAAACUAUUGUUACAACAAAUUCGAUUGUAAUAGCACACGUGUAAGAGGAAUUCUUUCAGAGUAAUGUAACGAAGGCGGCUACUCAUUGAAAGAGAAGGGAACUAGUCUCGGGUUUCACAGGACCUUGAUGGAGGAAAAGCAAAACAUCUUGCUCUGGAGCCUGGUUAGAUAUUUUGCUAUUUCGGAUUUACAGAGAUUGCCUGGGUCAAGUGAACAGAACCGCCGAAGAAAGGCUCGCAACAGUCAUAACCAAGUAACAUUAGAUUGUGUUGUAUGCAGGUACUCAAAGAACCGAAAAAAAAAACAAACAAGAUGCAAGACGAAACGGUAGUGGAAUGACAAAACUGUUCCCGAACUGGUAAAAA